Molecule: messenger RNA, 776 nt
Organism: Camarhynchus parvulus
Lineage: Eukaryota; Metazoa; Chordata; Aves; Passeriformes; Thraupidae
Gene: RAB39A
Product: RAB39A, member RAS oncogene family
Exons: 2
Coding region: 1-750 (249 amino acids)
Biological process (GO): Rab protein signal transduction
Cellular component (GO): Golgi membrane
Molecular function (GO): GTPase activity; GTP binding
Source: RefSeq, a predicted model, not a curated record
AUGCCGGGCGUGGGGGCGAUCGGGGCGCGGUGCAGGCACCGGCCGCGCAGGAGCCCCAGGAAAAGCCCCAAGGCAGAGCCGGGCCAGGCCGGGGCCGCCAUGGACGCGGCGAUCUGGAUCUACCAGUUCCGGCUGAUCGUGCUGGGCGACUCCACCGUGGGCAAGUCCUGCCUCUUGCACCGCUUCACCGAGGGCCGCUUCCCGGGGCCGCUGCACUCCGACCCCACCGUGGGGGUGGACUUCUUCUCCCGGCUGGUAGAGAUCGAGCCCGGCAAGAGGAUCAAGCUACAGCUCUGGGACACGGCGGGGCAGGAGCGGUUCAGAUCAAUAACACGCUCUUAUUAUCGCAAUUCUGUGGGUGGCCUACUAGUAUUUGACAUCACAAAUCGACGAUCUUUUGAGCAUGUGAAGGACUGGCUGGAAGAAGCAAAAAUGCACGUGCAGCCCUUUCAGAUUGUGUUCCUGUUAGUAGGACACAAAUGUGACUUAGUGUCACAGCGCGAGGUUACGAGAGAAGAAGCUGAAAAACUGUCAUCUGACUGUGGUAUGAAAUAUAUAGAAACUUCAGCAAAAGAUGCCACAAACGUUGAAGAGUCCUUUACAAUUCUUACACGAGAUAUCUAUGAACUUGUAAAAAAUGGAGAAAUCUCAAUACAAGAUGGAUGGGAAGGUGUCAAGAGCGGCUUUGUUCCAAAUGUUGUACAUUCAUCAGAAGAAGCUGUAAAGCCCAGGAGACAGUGCAUCUGCUGAAUUUGUAGCAUGCCAAAGAGCCCAUG